GCUUUUGUCCUCCUCUAUCUCAAUCCAUGUCCGGUUAGACUGUCCGCCGAUAUGUACGCAACCAUAUGCGGUCUGUCCAGCGGUCUUCGUGUCGCGGUCAGUUACGCGGCAUCCGUAGGACGGUCUGUGUCGCGGUCUCUCUUGGUUUUUGUGUCGCGGUCUUCCCGCGGCCUUUGUCUCCGGUUUCAGGCUAGCGAUCUCUUGCUCCAAAAUCUCGAGGCCAACGGCCUCGGUGAAAAGGACAAACGCCAGUGGCCUCCGCCUUGCAUCGGUCGACAACCCAAAGCUUCGCUGGUCACCCUACUGGCACAAGUUGCGCCGACAACUUGUGCCAGUAGGGUGACCAGCGAAGCUUUGGGUUGUCUGUAUUCAGGAGUUCCGCAACAAUUGAGACAACAUCUGAGCGAUUGUCACAUUGAGUGCAAUGAAAAUCAAGUGCCGAUUGAAGUGUUGAUUAAAUUGAUGUUUAACAGCACAACAAAAAUCAUACUAGAUAAUAUUAGUGGUUGUGUACGUGUGAAUACAUUGAACGCAUUGAUGGGACCGUCGGGUGCGGGAAAGACAACACUAUUAAAGUGUUUGAACGGCCAGAAUAAUAGAGGUCUUAGCGACGGGUCAAUGAUUUAUUCAAUUAAUAACCGUAACAUUAGAUCUUGUUUUAUAAAAUCAAAUGUUUGGGAACACCUGUUGUCGGGACUGACUGUACGACAGACACUGUUAUACGCGUCGAGACUCAAGAACUCGCGGAUAACGAGUCAAUUAAAUGACAAUAAAAUUGUUUGUGAUUUGAUGUCAGAACUGGUGAUCAGCGAUACGGCAGACAAUAGGGUCGAGACGUGUAGUGGAGGCGAACAAAAACGUAUAGUAAUUGCCUGUGAAUUGACUUCUCAUAUAAAGCCUAAUAUGUUAUGUAUUGACGAACCGACGAGUGGUUUGGAUAGCAAUGCCGCCGAAGUGAUAAUAAAUUGUUUGAGCGAUUUAUUGCAAAGACAUGGGAUGACAAUCAUUGCGUCCAUACAUCAGCCAAACAAUGAUUUGUUUCAUAUGUUUGAUACGGUGUAUGUGUUGGCCAAAGGAGGGGUUUGUCUGUAUUCAGGAGUUCCACACCAUUUGCGACAGCAUCUCAAAGACAACGGCAUUGAAUGUAUUGAAAAUCAUGUGCCGAUUGAAGUGCUGUUAAAAAUUGCAUCAAAAGAGAUAUCAAAUAAAAACAAUAACAAUAUUGAAGAGAAACCAAUAGUUAAUAACAAUGGCGUGAAUUGCGAUCAAAUACUAGUGUCAAACAUGCGGCCAGUGUUUGGUUCGUUGAGUACAUCAAAGCGAUUCAGUUUUGCGGACAUGUAUUACCUGUUGUGCCGAUCACUGAUCCAUACAUUCCGGUGCCAAUGGGUAUCCCUUUUGGUACAAUUUGCCAUGAUGCAAACGGCCGCUUUGCUUAUGGUAUAUAAUUCCAGUUCGGAUAUGACUGAACCCGACGGGUGCGUUGAUAUGGGUGCUGGGUUUGACUCCGUCCAGACUAUUGACCUGAUUAUUUAUUGCAAAGACAUGGGAUGA
Molecule: messenger RNA, 1554 nt
Organism: Medioppia subpectinata
Lineage: Eukaryota; Metazoa; Arthropoda; Arachnida; Sarcoptiformes; Oppiidae
Source: the annotation of a GenBank genome assembly